Lingula anatina is the source of this 1632-nucleotide messenger RNA. RefSeq lists its product as uncharacterized. The record is from RefSeq and is a predicted model, not a curated record. Lineage: Eukaryota; Metazoa; Brachiopoda; Lingulata; Lingulida; Lingulidae.
UACUGCUUUCAAGAGAUGGCGCUGGUCGCUGAAUGUUUGAGAGGGAGAGAGAUCUUGAAUCUUGAAUGAAAUACAGAAAUGUCUGGGCAGCAAAGAAUACCUCUCUACCUGGAGCGUCAUAAAAUAGGGGCACUGUUUGAGGAGUUGAUGUCCAAGAUAAUCCACGACCAGCCAGAUGACCCUAUCUAUUUCUUGAUCAAAGUGCUGCAGAAGAAACAUAAACUUAUCAAGGAGGCUGAAGAUGGAGCCAAAGGACCCACACCUACCAGAAAAAGUACCACAGAGCUCUUCAGCCAUAGCAAGAAAAGCACCCCAGAAUUAAGCAGAAAAAGCAUGCCAGCUUCUGCAGCUUCUUGGGCGCAGUCUCCUCCUGAUGGUGCUGUGACUGAAGACAAGCAGAGAGACUAUGAAAAACCUUGGUUGAGUCAUAGCAAGAGAUUGAAACCAAAGAAACCUGCUACUGCUGCUGCAGGAGGGGAUGGAGAGAAUGUAAAACCAGUUAUAAAGUGCAGCAAGGUUCAACUUAGUCCAAGGUCAAAGGUCACUCAAAGGUCAAGGACACAGUCCUCAGAGUUUGAGGAAUUUGUGAAAGCUCCAUCAGCACCAAGAAAACAGUGGAAUGCAGACAACAAAGUUCCUACAGCUGACUUUGAUGAGCUUUGGGAAAUCACAAAAGGAGGAAAAGCUUACCAGCGUGUUAGGGAUGAGGAAGAAAGAGAGGAGGCAGAAGCCAAGAAAAGAGAGAGUGGGUGGAGAAGUGUCAUGUUAGGGGAAGGAGAAGACAUGGUCUAUAGCAGUGGUGGCUACACUGGGCCAUAUAGAAAACCAAUGACAGAGGAGGAAGAAUUAGCUGCAGAGCUUUCAGUUGGGAGGUCAAUACGCAGUGAUCCCAGAGAACGCGAGGAGGCAGAAACUGAAAGCAGUGCAGGAUCAACCAGCAGCAAGCGUAAGGGUCCAAAAUUUGCCUCAGAACAACACAAGAAAGAUUUAGAGAAGUACAUCAAGAAGGAGAAAGAAGAUGUUCAGUCUCAAGACUCUGGUUAUCCGGGCGAGGACGAUGAUUAUGAUGAGGCCAUUGAAGUGCUGGAGAACCCCGAAGAUCUGAAGAAUGAAGGUAUAACUGGAGUGAAGACGUCUGGAGUCAGGAUCAGCAAGACAAUGAAGACAGUUGAAGCAGAGCCUCAAGUGAGAGUCAGUAUAUGUGCCAGAUGUGCUAGGGUCAUAGGUGGCACUGAAAUGAGUGAACCGACAAGACAGUCCAAAUUUGAAGAACUUUCUGAGGUUGGCUUUGAGAGAAAUGGAUCUGCAGCUGUACGGUUUGCCCGCCAGCCUCCCAGUGACUUUGCAGAUGGAGAAGAUGAUGAAGAUGACGAAUUUGAAAGUGUAUCUCAAGUCUCAGGACCUAGACACCCAGUGUGGCAAGCAGAAGACUCUGAUGCAGAAACCUUGACCCCAAGAAAGGGCAGCCAUAUGUUCAGUCCAGCUGGUAUCCCUACCAAAGGCAGGCAUAUGUAUGGUCGUGAUCCAUCCCCUCCAAUCUCAGAAGCUUCCACAGCCAGAAGUGGCAGACGGCCACCAGGUGGUGCUCAUGUUUUGGCAGCCACGGCUCCUCUUGCUAAACAAUCCUGGUAA